AUGAAGCAUUACCAUGCUGCAACAAACCUAGGAUUACUCCAGGCCAACAUGACUUGGUGCUACAAGAACAGAGGACCGGAGUACCAUUGGAUCCCUGACCUCUAUUCACGAAUGGGUCUUCCAAUCCUUGAUGGCAUUCAAGAAAUGGUAUGCAAAAUUCUGUCUACUUUGUAUGUGAUUUGUUGUAUGUGCUAUUUAUAACAUAACUAAGAUAGUGCACGUGCUCUGAUUGGUUAAAAACCUAUGGUUCAUUGUGCCGGUAAACUCAUAGAAAACUUAGAGUUAUUUUAUAAAAGCAAUAGACCACACUUUCUAUGGGUUUACUGGCAUGAUAACCCACUUUUACAAUGUACAAGCUUUUAUCGUCUUCUCCCAACAUCCCACGUGGGUUAUCAUGCCGGUAAACACAUAGAAAGUGUGGCCUAUUGCUUAAAUGUUGUAUCUAUGUAAGCCUAUCUGAGCAUGUUUCCUGCAAAAAUUUUAUUUGUGUGACACGUAUGUAAUACAUUACUGGUGUUUCACCUAUUUUGUCGAUCACUGGUCAUUGUUGAUCACAGGAAAAUAUGUUGAUAACUGGGCAUUGCAAUUGAUGUUACAAUACUAUGAACAUAAAGAGCUAAUAUUAUUGUAACUAUGGCCAUUUUAUUACAGUGUCAACACGACAAUGAGGAGAGACACAAGAGACUGGAGCGCUACAAAACUGCGGAAGGGAAGAGAAAAAGAGUUCAGCGAAAAAUUGACCAUGCAGAGGAGCAGAAGCUAAGGUACUUUCUCUUACCUCAUUAGAGUCAUGUUCCAUUGUCUUCUAUUUCGAUAUUAAUGUGUAAACUUUAGACUAGAGGUAGUUGCUUGUCUUAGCUAUAAUUAAAGGGACUACUGUACAUUGUGGAGAUAUUUACUAAUUGCUUUUACUUAGACACAAAAUGUUCUGAUAAACUGGGAAGGAUAACAAAUGCAUUUUAUUAGACAAGCCAAGCUAAAACAGAUUUUCAGUUUUUAUGUUGUUGUUGAUAUCAAUCUUUGUCUGUUUUCUUUCCUUCAGAAAGAAAUAUGUCAAAAAUUGCCGAAUACAGCACACCUAUGGUGAGGAUGCAGAGGAUGACCUGGUUGAAGAAGAAGCAGUGUGGCUCACUGAGGCUGCAGUCCGUGAUGGAAGUGCAACUGGUAUCACUCUAUCUGAUACUGCUAUGCCAGCACCCCACGGAGCAGUUGUAGAAGUGGGAGGGAAGAAGUGCAAAUGGUGUGGUAGCAACACUCACUCCCGCAAGAGUCACAAAGACUGCCCAUAUAAUAAGUUAAAGGUGUAGGGCUUUUGCUCAAACAAGACUUUCCUUUUUUGAUAACAGUUACAGUGACCAAAAUAAUCUGGCUGAAGAAUUUUUGUGACACUGCUUUUCUGUAAGGCCUUUUAUGGAAUAUUUAUUCUUGCUUUGUUAUCAUCAUUUACAGUAAUCUAACCGUUCUAAAUUGGAUCAACGGUGGCAAAACAAUUCAUUCUUGUCUAAGAUAGCCAGUGUCCAAGAACUUUUAUAGGCCCAAUUGACUGAGAUAAUUUUGAAACAAUAAAAUGUUCAAUCUGAAUGUAUUUCAGCAGCCAUCAGUGAAAAGUACAGACUGCAGACCAUUGUGUUCACCGUGCAAAUGAGUACAUGACAACAAUACCCCAUUGUUUUUCACCCCUAAAGACAAUAGUCCACAGUCAGUGAGCAGUCUGCAUUUUACACUGCCCUAUUUUCAGCAGUAAUUUGAACACAGCAUGGGUAACUGAGAAUGUUGCAUUUUGUGGAAAAGGUGGUAAACCAGUAGCUAUGGGCAAUAAUGAACCCUCUUAGUUUGUUGUUACAAUCUGGUUCACUGAUCCUGAAGAGGAUCCAGUGGAAGCUCUCUAAACCACACUGUCAUCAGGGCAACUUUGUUUGUUUGAUGUCAUUUGUUUUCUUCAUCAACAAAUUGCAUGGUGAUUAUAAUUAUAUUUGUAGACCUGACAGGCUACAUUGGUGGCUGAUAUUGGGAUAAUAGUAAUUUGUUUUGACAAUAAUAGCCAAGUGAUAACUUAAGAAUCCAUUUUUUUUUGCUCCAGUAUCAAAGACACCCUUUUGUUAGUGAUAUGAUGCACAUGCAUUUUGAGUAGAUACAGUUCUCUUUCAUGGUCUCAAAGAGCAAUUUUACUGCAUUACUUGAAUUGAACUGUAAGGUUGACCAUUGGCACCACAAAGGAGUGCCUUUUGGAAGUGAACAUUAGAAAGACGGAUGUAUUUUCAAGACCAAUUACCGGGAUAAAGAAACAUGGAUUACUGUUACUUGGAAAAAGCAUGAUAAUUAUACCAGGAAUUUUAAAAGCACAUGUUUAUUUCCAAAUAUAUAUCAUGAUUACUCAAAUUUUUGUAGAAAAGAUAAGCGGAAAUGCACUAGAUUAUUGAAUACAAUUUUGGAAUAAAAUAAUUAAAAAAAUAAGUGUAACUUCAUUUAUCUCCAGGCCAUUUUGCCGUGAAUUAGUCUGACAUCGUGACCUUGUAGACCUGAAAUUCAAGAAAAGUGCAAUGUUAGUUUGGUGGUGGGAAUUCGAAACCUUUUUAUAUGAAUAAUGAUAUGUCCAUCAAAAAACCCUGAAGAGAGAUAUAAGGAGGCACGAGAUAA
Porites lobata is the source of this 2637-nucleotide messenger RNA. The record is from the annotation of a GenBank genome assembly. NCBI's taxonomy places the organism in Eukaryota, Metazoa, Cnidaria, Anthozoa, Scleractinia, Poritidae.